AUGGGUAAUAACUAUUAUAUCCAUCAUUUCAAUGUUUCAAACAUACAGAGCGAAAUUAAGAUCCUAUCGGUUGAAUUCAGAACCCUAGAAGAAACCCAAUUCUCAACAAUGAUUGAACAAGAAUUUCGAAAUGCAUACGAAAUGUUAAAAAAUACUUUCCCAAUUCAUAGAACUAAAAGAUGGGACUCAAUAGGAGCCGCUUGGAAAUUCAUAGCAGGAAGUCCAGAUGCCAAUGAUUUGCGUCUGAUUAAUUCCACACUAAACGAAUUGAUAAUUAAUAAUAAUGCUCAAGUUAAAAUAAAUAAUGAUCUUACGUUUCAACUAACAGAUACACUGAAACAAAUCAAAGAAGCACUUAGACUUUCGCGAGAUUCCUCAAUAGAUUUCUAUUCUCUCAACAUUCUCCUAAACCUCAAAUACUUAUCAGAAAAAUUAAGUCUAGUUACAGACAGCAUUGCUCUAGCAAAAUUAGGUAUAACGAAUCCUCGCAUAUUGAAUAGAAAUGAAAUAGACUUAUUAAUUAAUGACAUAAAAGAACAAAAUAUUCCGAUUCAAACAAUCUCUGAAGCCUUAUCAUAUACGAGUACAAAAAUAGCUACUAACAAGGAUGAAAUGUUAUUCAUAAUAAGUUGUCCAAAACUAACAAACGAUGUAUACAAAAAAAUUGAAUUGUAUGGUGUAACGAAUAAGAAUAAGAAAAUCGAUGUUCCCAAAAAGUUUUACCUUUCCCUACAAUCCCAAUUCUUCAUUGUACCAAACGUCGACAAGAAUAUCUACGAUUCAAAAGAGUUGCAAGAAGACAACGGUAAAUGCGUCCCAGCUCUUUUACGAGGACAACCAGCAGUAUGUGACUUCAUAGCGAACCCAGCAAUGAUCGAAAUCAUUCAUCUAGACAUGGCUCACAUUUUGAUCAACUCAGCAGUGGAGUUCACAAUUAAAACCACAUGCGGUCUAAAAAGGAGAAACCUGACAGGCUCGUUUCUCCUAUCAUACGAAUCAUGCAACAUAUUCCUGAAUGAGGAAGAGAUUUCGAGCAACAAAACUGAACUACAUGGAUCACCGUUGAAUCUUCCUAUCUACGAACUCAGAAACGAGAUGCACCAAAUUCGAUUAGAAUCCAAGAGCUUCACUUGGACCGGAUGGUCUAUUACCAGCUUAGUAAGUACACCAAUAAUGCUGAUGAUCGUUAUCUGUAUAUACUUCACUACAAAGAUGCGGAAAAGAACAAUCAUAAACAUCCAUGAAAAACCAACACCUAGAACUGCAUCAUCGAAAUCCCAAGAUAGUGAACCCAACGUUGAAAACUUUCACCCGCCAACUAUUAUGGAAGUUUUUCGGACGGAGCCUCAAAUUUAAGGAGGGGCAAGUUAACGCUCGUCGCCACAACCCUUCCACCGGAUGUACCCUUUCCUAUGAUAUCUACCUGAAGAAUA
Messenger RNA from Anopheles funestus (African malaria mosquito), 1433 nucleotides. RefSeq lists its product as uncharacterized. Bases 1 to 1356 code for a protein of 451 amino acids. The record is from RefSeq and is a predicted model, not a curated record. NCBI's taxonomy places the organism in Eukaryota, Metazoa, Arthropoda, Insecta, Diptera, Culicidae. The transcript is spliced from 2 exons.